CGUCCGGCUCCAGGUUGGGAUUCAGCUGUCCUCGCCGGGCAGAACCUUCAAAGAAAGAUAGAAAUGGCUUCCAAGAGGGCGCUGGUCAUCCUGGCCAAAGGAGCCGAGGAGAUGGAGACUGUUAUUCCCGUGGAUGUGAUGAGGCGCGCUGGAAUUAAGGUCACAGUUGCAGGUCUGGCUGGAAAAGACCCCGUGCAAUGCAGCCGGGAUGUCCUCAUCUGCCCCGAUGCCAGUCUGGAGGAGGCGAAGAAAGAGGGACCUUAUGACGUGGUGGUUCUGCCUGGAGGAACUGGUGCACAGAACUUAUGUGAGGUAAAUGCUCGGCAAACAGUGCGGGAGGUCCUAAAGGAGCAGGAGCAGAGGAAAGGCCUCAUCGCUGCCAUCUGCGCAGGUCCCACGGCCUUGCUGGCUCAUGAAAUAGGCUUCGGGAGCAAAGUCACCACUCACCCAGGGGCUAAGGACAAAAUGAUGAAUGGAAAUCACUACAGCUACACGGAGAGUCGCGUGGAGAAGGACGGGCAAAUCCUUACCAGCCGCGGACCAGGCACCAGCUUUCGAGUUCGCGCUCCGCCAUCGUCGAGGCCCCUGAGCGGCAAAGGCCGUGGGCCGACCAGGUGAA
Messenger RNA from Suncus etruscus (white-toothed pygmy shrew), 619 nucleotides. RefSeq names its product Parkinsonism associated deglycase (gene PARK7). NCBI's taxonomy places the organism in Eukaryota, Metazoa, Chordata, Mammalia, Eulipotyphla, Soricidae. Gene Ontology annotation, molecular function: protein deglycase activity. Gene Ontology annotation, cellular component: nucleus; cytosol. Gene Ontology annotation, biological process: guanine deglycation, glyoxal removal; protein deglycation, glyoxal removal. The record is from RefSeq and is a predicted model, not a curated record.